Stegodyphus dumicola is the source of this 3884-nucleotide messenger RNA. It is a transcript of the gene wdb, whose product is annotated as serine/threonine-protein phosphatase regulatory subunit widerborst. Gene Ontology annotation, cellular component: protein phosphatase type 2A complex; nucleus; cytosol. Gene Ontology annotation, molecular function: protein phosphatase activator activity. Gene Ontology annotation, biological process: signal transduction; protein dephosphorylation. NCBI's taxonomy places the organism in Eukaryota, Metazoa, Arthropoda, Arachnida, Araneae, Eresidae. The record is from RefSeq and is a predicted model, not a curated record.
UCUUCUUUGAUGUUCCCCCUUCAGAGCAAGAGGAAUUGUUUAUUCGAAAACUUUUGCAAUGUGCUAUGGUGUUUGAUUUUAUGGACCCAGUAUCAGAUUUAAAGGGUAAAGAAAUUAAACGGGCGACAUUAAAUGAGUUGGUAGAUUAUAUUACAGCUGGUAAAGGUGUAUUAACAGAGCCUGCAUAUCCAGAAAUAAUUCGAAUGAUUGCUUGCAAUUUAUUUCGCACAUUGCCACCUAGUGAAAAUCCAGAUUUUGAUCCUGAAGAAGAUGAUCCUACUCUUGAAGCCUCAUGGCCGCACUUGCAGCUGGUCUACGAGUUUUUCCUGAGGUUCUUGGAAAGUCCAGACUUCCAGCCAGUAAUUGGUAAAAAAGUUAUUGACCAGAAAUUUGUUCUUCAACUUUUGGAAUUAUUUGACAGUGAAGAUCCUAGGGAGAGAGAAUUCUUGAAAACGGUAUUACACAGGAUAUACGGGAAAUUCUUGGGUUUGAGGGCUUUCAUUAGAAAACAGAUAAAUAAUAUAUUUCUUAGGUUUAUAUAUGAAACAGAGCAUUUUAAUGGCAUUGGUGAGCUCCUAGAAAUAUUGGGCAGUAUCAUCAAUGGUUUUGCAUUGCCAUUAAAAGCCGAACACAAACAGUUUCUGGUCAAAGUCCUCAUUCCACUUCAUACCCCAAAGUCUCUAGGGCUUUACCAUGCACAGCUGGCCUACUGCGUGGUCCAGUUCCUCGAAAAAGAUGCCACAUUAACUGAGCAGGUUAUACGAGGUUUACUGAAGAUUUGGCCCAAAACCUGUAGUCAGAAAGAAGUAAUGUUUUUGGGAGAAAUUGAAGAAAUAUUAGAUGUGAUAGAACUUUCUCAGUUUGUAAAGAUUCAAGAACCUUUAUUUAAACAGAUAUCUCGUUGUGUUUCCAGUCCGCAUUUUCAGGUUGCUGAAAGAGCUCUAUAUUUUUGGAACAAUGAAUAUAUUCUGAGCCUGAUAGAAGAAAAUAAUCAAGUCAUUAUGCCUAUAAUGUUCCCUGCCCUAUAUCGUAUAUCUAAAGAACACUGGAACCAAACUAUAGUUGCUUUGGUUUAUAAUGUCCUUAAAACCUUUAUGGAGAUGAACUCCAAGUUAUUUGACGAGCUCACAGCAUCUUACAAAUCAGAGAGGCAAAAAGAGAAAAAGAAGGAGAAGGAACGUGAUGAGUUAUGGAAAAAACUGUCCCAGUUGGAGUUGAAUCACAAGGCCAAGCUCAACUCAGCUACUCAUCACUCCCCAUAGUGGCUCCUCAGACACCUUUCUUUUUGUAGAGUCGGGCCCAACACCCGCACCAUUAACUGACAGUUGUGUAAAUGUGGUCAUGUUGUGACCCAGGCAGAAAAAAUAUAAGUAUAAAAAACAUGGCCGAACUCGAGGAACAAAUUCUCUUCCUUUGGUGUGGGAGACAUUUCAUUUCAUAAAAUACUCCCACAUGUGAAGGCAGACAGAAAGAUAACUUCCUAUAAAUGUUCAAGUUAUAAUUCUUCUUGCUGAAUGCUUGAAGUUGCUUGGACCUGUAUACCAUGCUGUUGGAAAUUUUUUUUUAAUCUAUAUAUACUGCUUGGAAGUGAAUUUACUGUUAUUAAUUGACCAGUGGAAAGGAGGAAAAAAAAAAUCUUUUGAAAAGACAAAUUUUGUAAAAUUUGAGGUGUUUAGGUCUAAUAAUGAUUUUUUUUUUUUUUUUUUUUUUUUUUUUUUUUUUUUUUUUUUUAAUUUUUAAAACAGUUAAGUGGUGCAUGAAACAAAAAAUGAGCAGCUAUGUGAUGGAAGAAUGGUUGUUUGGUGAGCCUGUUUGGAACUGUAUGACUAUUCUGACUUUUAAGUUGGUAAAUCUUGCAGCUAAUUUAUACAUUGUAUUAGAGUAUUCUUAAUUUAGGUUAUCUGAGAAUAACAAGAGCUAAAAUAUUUUAUGGUCAUCUAUGAAUUUUUUUUUUUUUUUUUUUUUUUUUAGAAAAUUGUGAAACUUACUGCAUGAAAAGGGGUAGUGAACAUCGGCAAGUCUUUAUUCUUACAGAAGUAUAUAACGAGCAGCACUAAUGGGUGCUUUUGUAGUUGUACUUCUAGUUGGCAAAUCUUAUAUCCCCCACAUCAAAACAAGUAACUGUGAGUUAAAAGUAUCUUCUUUUUCAUCCUGCUCAUAAACUACCUCAUUUUCAGCUAGUAAAGUUGUGCUUCUUUCACCAAAUACUGUAUAUUAAAUCAAUGAGAUGAAAAUGCCUUAGAAUACCUAAUGAACUUAUAAACUUAUGUAUGUAAGUUGCAGUUCUUUUCAAAUUCCUUUAUUUUAAAAUGAUAUCUACUUAAUUGUAGGUUUUAUUAAAAAUAAUUUUUGAUAAAUUUAAUAUAAAUAAUAAUUUGAUAAUUUAUUAAAUUUAAUAUGUGAUUAUUAAUCAUAAAUUAGCUUUAACAUCAGGCCAAUCAGUGUAUCUAUAGUAUAACUUCUAAGCAAAUUUUGUUGAUUUUUUUUUAAGAAUCUAUUCAGGUAUUUGUAAACAGACCUAAUACUUCAUUUUUCUUGGAAUACCAUGAAGCUUUACACAUCUUAUCUUCAAAGCACUUGCAUUGUAACAUCGUAGCAAAAUGUCAUGUUUUGGUAUGCAGCAAAGAGGCUGAUAAAAUAUUAUCAGAAUACUGUAUUGAACAACAUUUUGUGGCAGCCAAUAAUGAUGACAGCUAGGACAAAAAUUUUAGUGUGAUUUUUAAAUGCUUCAUGCAUCAGAUUUCCUUUUUUGAAAUAUUUUGACAAAGAUAGAUAGUGAUAUAUUUAAAUAUAAGUUAAAUAUGCCAGAGAAUCGGUGAAAUUAGGGACAUUAAUUUUCUUGUGUUUUGAUUUCAUUUGUUAAUUUUUUAAAGAGAAAGAGAUAAUAGUUUGUUGCUCUUUGAGGUAGUUUAUCUUGGCAACAAGCACUUAGUCUUAGGUAUUGACUUUCAUGCCAUGAUCAAUUUAAAGGUUGCUUUUGAAACUCAUCUGAAGUUUUUUUUUUUUUCCUUGUGUAUAAUUUUAAGAGCCAGGCUCGCUAAUGUAAAGACGGUGUUUCGUCAAAUUAUGCUCCCUCCAUUGCUAAGUCACAUAGAGUUGUGUACUGCAUGUUGUGGCCAUGUCAUGUAAAUAAAGAAUGGAAAACCAGUUUUUAUUAUUAUUAUUAUUGAUUGCAUGGGUCUUUGUUUUCUCCAUGUAGUGCUAUUCAAGUGUUGUACAGAUUUUACUUUUCUAGUACAACUUUCAUCUUUACUUUAAGAAACUGAGCCACAUGUUGUGCAGACAGAACAAGAUAACAUCCUUUUUGUUUGUUUUUCACCCUUUAGAUUCAUUGAGAAGGAAGGUAUUAGUUAUUAAAAGAUAAAAGAAAAUGAUUAACAAAGCUGUAACCAUAGAUCUCAGAAGCAUUUGAUGUUUUGUUGUGUACUUUUUUUUUUUUUUUUUUUUUUUUUUUUUUUUUUUUUUUUUUAAAUUUUGUAGUAUUAUUUUAAUUGUUUUGUGCAAUUUGAUGUUAAAUGACAAUGUUUUCCUGAUAGUAAAUUAUAUGGAAAUUUAUUUAUUUUUAGCACUCUUGUUAUUCAGUAACUCCAGUUUUGUGGAGACUAAGAGAAAAUUAUUCAUUAAACAUAUAUAGUACAUAAUUGUGUUUAUGCAAGCAAUAAUAUUAUUUAAAUGAAAAGUUGUCUGUAGGAAUUAUUUUAUUAUUUCAUAUACCGGUGUAAUAUAUGAACUCUUGAAAAAAAAAAAAGUAUUAAUACAAGCCGCUAAACUGCUAAUUUUCCAGAACUCUUAUACAGAAAUUGAUGUCACUAUGAUUUGUAUGAUAUUGUGAAGAGGAAUAAAUUUACUCAUAGUAAAAAUAAAAUAUAAAUUCCUUGAAUAAA